Molecule: messenger RNA, 1814 nt
Organism: Zingiber officinale
Lineage: Eukaryota; Viridiplantae; Streptophyta; Magnoliopsida; Zingiberales; Zingiberaceae
Product: ent-kaurene oxidase 2-like
Exons: 8
Coding region: 123-1616 (497 amino acids)
Biological process (GO): gibberellin biosynthetic process
Cellular component (GO): chloroplast outer membrane; endoplasmic reticulum
Molecular function (GO): iron ion binding; heme binding; ent-kaurene oxidase activity
Source: RefSeq, a predicted model, not a curated record
CCCCUCUGUCUCUCUCUCUCUCUCUCUCUCUCUCUCUCUCUCUCCAUCACUACGUAAUAAACAGUGGAGCAGGCAGGGUUGGGGCAACCACCCCGGCCCACUUCGGAAUCGUCGCCGGAGCCAUGACCUUCGCCAGUGUCGCUGCCGCCAUCUUCACGGUCUUCAUCCUCAUCAAGUUCCUCCGCCGCAGUCGCGUUUCCAAUCUUCCGCCGGCUGUGCCCGGGUUUCCCUUGAUUGGGAAUUUACUCCAGCUGAAGGACAAGAAACCUCACCAGACGUUCAUGAAAUGGGCGCAGAUUUAUGGCCCGAUUUAUACCAUCAAGACGGGCGCUUCCACAAUGGUGGUUCUAAAUUCGACUGGGGUUGCCAAAGAGGCAAUGGUGGCAAAAUAUUCAUCCAUCUCAAAUCGGAAAUUGUCGAAGGCAUUGACAUUGCUCACUUCAAAUAAACGCAUGGUUGCUAUGAGUGACUAUGGAGAGUUCCACAAAAUGGUGAAACGCUACAUAAUGACUAGUUUGUUAGGUGCAAAUGCUCAGAAGCAAAACUGUGGUAUCAGGGAGACACUGAUUAAUAAUGUGGUAAAAUAUCUGUAUUCGGAUUUGAAAGAUAACCCUAAUGAUGUGGUAAACCUCAGAAAGCCAUUUCAGGCGGAGUUAUUCCGAUUAGCCAUGAAGCAAGCUUUGAACCUGGAACCAGAAUCCAUUUAUGUAGAGGAACUUGGGAAGGAAUUUUCAAAGGAAGAAAUAUUCAAUGUGUUGGUGGUAGACCCUAUGAUGGGUGCCAUAGAGGUGGACUGGAGGGACUUUUUCCCUUACUUGAGAUGGGUCCCUAAUCGAACCUUUGAAAUUAGGCUGAAGAGAAUGCUCACGCGCAGGGCAGCAGUGAUGCAAGUUCUGAUUACAAAAAGAAAGAACAGUAGACAAUCCGAAGAGGAGAUAAGCUGCUAUUUGGACUUUCUACUGUCUCAGAGCACUUUGAGUGACGAAGAGAUAAUGUCAUUAGUAUGGGAAGCGGUAAUUGAAGCAUCCGAUACAACUUUAGUCACAACAGAAUGGGCUAUGUUUGAGCUAUCUAAGAAUCCAAAUAAACAGGAACGUCUCUACCGAGAAAUUCAACAAGUAUGUGGGUCUGAAAAGGUUACCGAUGAGCAUUUGUCACGGCUGCCCUACUUGACAUGUGUGUUCCAUGAGACCCUAAGACGGCAUUCCCCUGUUCCUAUAGUACCUCUCCGGUAUGCCCAUGAAGACACCCAGAUCGGAGGAUUCAACGUCCUUGCGGGAUCUGAGAUUGCCAUCAAUCUCUACGGAUGCAAUAUGGACAAGACGCAAUGGGAUGAACCUGAUGAAUGGAAGCCUGAGAGGUUUAUAGACAGCAAAUAUGAGCAAAUGGACAUGUACAAGACAAUGGCCUUUGGAGCUGGAAAGAGGAUUUGUGCCGGAUCUCUGCAGGCGUCGUUGAUUGCAUGCACUGCCAUCGGGCGUUUCGUGCAGGAGUUCGAGUGGAGGCUGAAGGAAGGAGAAGAGGCUAAUGUCGUCACUGUUCAGCUCACAAACCUUAAGCUUGAACCUAUGCUUGCAUACAUAAAGCCCAGAAGCACCAACGAUUCGUGCCUUUGAUAGUCUUAGCGUUGAAUUACGUCGAGAUAUGCAUGUGUUUGAUGAUGCGACUCCGAAGGAAAAUUGGAGAUGUACAAAUUAACAAUGAAUAUAAUUAUAUAAAUAAAAGCAUACUUUGAAUGCUUGUAAUAACUUAGUCAUCUGACUAAACGAUUUUAUAAAUGGUUUGCUAAUAAUUAUAUGAGUUGUUAAUUCCAA